Molecule: messenger RNA, 180 nt
Organism: Pseudogymnoascus verrucosus
Lineage: Eukaryota; Fungi; Ascomycota; Leotiomycetes; Thelebolales; Thelebolaceae
Exons: 3
Coding region: 1-180 (59 amino acids)
Source: RefSeq, a predicted model, not a curated record
AUGGAUCGGUUUGUGGAGGAAAGGCCCGCUGACGGCUUCUGCAAGUCGUUGGAUUACGGGAUGCUCGUCAAGCGCUCGGAUGGAAUGUUAGAUUGCUACGUGAAUGUGCACGAGCUCGCGCGUUGGUUCAAGAUCAUCAUCGACUUUCCAGAGGCAUGGCGCCUACUCACCGUCCAAUGA